Messenger RNA from Brachypodium distachyon (stiff brome), 1450 nucleotides. Its product is annotated as F-box protein FBW2. The transcript is spliced from 2 exons. Lineage: Eukaryota; Viridiplantae; Streptophyta; Magnoliopsida; Poales; Poaceae. The record is from RefSeq and is a predicted model, not a curated record. Bases 76 to 1308 code for a protein of 410 amino acids.
CAAACCCCAGUCCGUUCUUUCCGAAAAGGGUGAACCAAAGGGGACAAGGCGAAUUCGCCGAGGCAAUCGCCGGCGAUGAGUCGUCCGAUACCCAAAUCCGGUGGACGAUUUCCCGGAGGAGGAGGGCAGCAGUGGAAGGGGAAGAGGGCGAGACCGGACGGCGGUUGGAGAGAGAGAGCGCCCGUGGUGAAAUGGUCGCACGCGGAGGCGAUGAAGAAGAAGCCUAAAGUUGGUGGCGAAGCGGCCGUCGCUGGAGAUGGAGGAGGGUGGUCGAGGGAGGUGGAGGAGGCGGAAAAGGAGGGUCUUGAUGGGCGAAGCUGCGGAAUAGGAGGGUUUGGAAUGAGCUGGUCGGAGGUGUCGAUGAAGAAGGCGCAUACGGCCACCGGCGUGGGAGAGAACGAGUGGUGUUUGCCGGAGGAGGAGAGGACGAAAGCGAGUCCUUGCGAUGGAGUGAAAGGGGGCGGAGGAGGAGAGGUGGGAGUCGACGCGGACGAGGAGGAGAUGUACGGGUGGAGGUGGUCGGAGGCGGUCAGCCCGGAGAUACUGGCGCUGGUGCUGCGGGGAAGGCUCGCCGCAGAUGACAUUGCGCGCGGCGCGGUGGCGGUGUGCAGGGCGUGGAGGGACGCUACUGCGGCGCCGGACAUGUGGGGGGACGUGGACAUCGAGGCAUGGUGCCGCCGCGUCAACUGCCGCGUCAGGGCCGACGCCGCUGUGCGCCGCCUUGUCGCCCGAGCGCAAGGCACGCUUCGACGGCUCUCCGCCUACCGCGUCGGGGACGCCUCGCUUGCCUACGUCGCCACCUCUGGGAAGUUGCUUAAUGUUCUCCAAGUCCCAAUGAGCGAGAUUUCUGAUCAAGCUGUGGAGAAGUAUGCGGAAUGCCUUCCUGCGCUAAGAGGUUUGGACAUUAGUAACUGCCUGAAAAUCACGUCGAAAGGCAUGGAAGCUUUAGGUCGAAACUGCAAGUCACUUGUUCAGCUGAAGAGGAACAUGCCUCCUCAAGGCAACAAUGCAGCACCUGGCGUGGUUGAAGACGAGGCUUUGGCAGUCGCAAAUACCAUGCCUAUGCUCAAACAACUUGAGCUUGCAUAUGGUUUAUUCAGUGAUGUUGGCCUUGGUGCUAUCCUCACCAAAUGUCCCCUGCUGCAGACACUCAACAUACUUGGGAGCUUGAAUGUCAGGCUUGAAGGUGACAUUGAGGAGAACUUCUGCGCCCUCGAGUCAUUCAGGGAUCCAUGGGAGCCGGAGUACAUUGAAUGCUUGAGCAGUGGAGGUGAUGGCAAUUAUGAUGACAGUGAAAGCGAUGAUUGACUUUACGCGGUACAAAAUUUUAGGGUUGCAUCAGUUGACGUUUUGGGUUCUUUCGGAACAUUUGAGAUAGUUUUGGUGUUGUAGGCGCGUCUGCAAUCUUAUUUGAAUGAUUCAAGAUAAUUGCAAGCUCCUUUCUGGUAAC